Molecule: messenger RNA, 1008 nt
Organism: Penicillium lagena
Lineage: Eukaryota; Fungi; Ascomycota; Eurotiomycetes; Eurotiales; Aspergillaceae
Product: putative glycosyl transferase
Exons: 1
Coding region: 1-1008 (335 amino acids)
Source: RefSeq, a predicted model, not a curated record
AUGAUGCGCCGUCGUUGUCUUCUCCGAGGGGUGGUGCUCUUGGUUGUGGCCAUUAUACCUACUGUGAUCUAUCUUCUUCUGCCCCAGGGCAUCCCAGCCCUAGACGCAGCUCUGGGCGAAUUCAUCAAUGUUCGACGAGUGGAUGUUUUCGACUUCUACGAUACCAAGGGGGAAGAACGAUGCUUCAACCUCAACCGUGGGAUCAUUUCGACGGACACCAUCCCCAAGGUCGUCCAUGUCAUCUGGCUCAGUCCAGAGCUCACCUUCAUCAACUACCUCACGGUCAAAUCUGCCCUCAUAUCGAUCAUGCCAGACAACUUAUUCUUCCACUACACCACUCUCAACGAGACCAAUCAAUGGUUUCGCAAACUGUACGGCAAUAUCACUCUUGUUCGCCAUGACCUCGCUCAAGAAUACUCGCGUCCAAUCCGAGAGAACUGGAACAUCGCCCAUGUCGCGGAUGCUCUUCGACUCGACAUCAUCCAACAGUUCGGGGGGAUCUACUUCGACAUGGAUAUGAUAGUCCUCCGCUCGUUCGACAACCUUUUGCAGAGUGACAGAGAUAUAGUUCUAGGCAACGAAGGUGGGGAUCGCCGUGGGCUCUGCAACGGCGUGGUCAUCGGUCGCAAGAACUCGUCUUUUCUCCAACGCUGGAUCGACAGCUACAGCAGCUUCUCCCCCAAGGAAUGGAACUAUCAUUCAGUUGUUUACCCAAAACUACUGUCCCUUCGAUAUCCACAGGAGAUUUGUGCUCUGUCACCCGUGGCUUUCUUCUGGCCGACCUGGACCAAGAGGCAUGUCCAGUACAUGCACGAGCCGAUCACUGAGGAGGAAGCUCAGGACUUGCAGCAUACGCUUGCAAUCAAUGAGGGUAGUCUUUAUCCGAAUCAGCUGGCUUACCAUGCCUGGAGUCAUCCAUCAAGGGCGUACCUGGAAUCGCUCACUCCGGGGAUUGUGAAGACGCAGAAUACACGAUUUAAUAUUUUAGUGCGGCGCUUUGUGGAUUAG